Brassica oleracea var. oleracea is the source of this 1208-nucleotide messenger RNA. Its product is annotated as transcription factor DIVARICATA-like. NCBI's taxonomy places the organism in Eukaryota, Viridiplantae, Streptophyta, Magnoliopsida, Brassicales, Brassicaceae. The record is from RefSeq and is a predicted model, not a curated record. Gene Ontology annotation, molecular function: DNA binding. The coding region runs from base 246 to 1142 and encodes 298 amino acids. The transcript is spliced from 3 exons.
UCUCACUCUCAGAUCAUUCCUGUUUCAUAUACAUCUUUAUCUCUCUCUUUCUCUCUCUCUCUUCCCUUUUCAACUUGAGAGAUUGGGAGAAAGAAGAAGGUUGGGUUUUGUUCACUUUAUCAGCUUCAAGUUUCUGAACCCACCUGAGUUUCUCUCCAUUGCUCUCAUAUUAAAGUCCCAAUCUUUCUCUCUCUCUUUGAGUUAUUAAAGAGAGGCUCAGAGGCACAAGAUCGAAAGACUAGAAGAUGAACAGAGGAACCGAAGUCAUGUCACCAGCAACAUACUUAGAGACAUCAUCAAACUGGUUGUUCCAAGAGAACAGAGAAACCAAAUGGACAGCUGAAGAAAACAAGAAGUUCGAAAACGCUUUAGCCUUUUACGACAAAGACACUCCCGACAGAUGGUUCAAAAUCGCAGCAAUGCUCCCCGGCAAAACAGUCGGAGAUGUGAUCAAACAGUACAGAGAGCUUGAGGAAGACGUCAGCGACAUCGAAGCUGGUCUUAUCCCGAUCCCUGGCUACGCCUCUGAUUCAUUCACGCUCGAUUGGGGAGGAUACGAUGCUGGAAACAAUGGGUUUAACAUGAACGGAUAUUACUUCGCCGCCGUGGGAGGAAAGAGAGGAUCCGCCGCGAGAGCAGCGGAGCAUGAAAGGAAGAAAGGUGUUCCAUGGACAGAAGAAGAACACAGACAGUUUCUGAUGGGUCUGAAAAAAUAUGGAAAAGGCGACUGGAGAAACAUAGCUCGCAACUUCGUGACCACACGGACGCCUACGCAAGUCGCGAGUCACGCUCAAAAGUAUUUCAUAAGGCAAGUCAACGGCGGUAAAGACAAACGCCGAUCAAGCAUCCAUGAUAUCACCACCGUCAACAUCCCUGAUUCUCUUGAUGCCGCAGCGGCUGAUACCGCAACCACAAACGCUCCAUGCUCACCACCGUCACUAGGAGGAAGCCAGCGGGAGGGGUCGGGUCAGUCGGAAGGUCAAACUGUAUACGACGAAACAGCGGGUACGUUUUACAAUCAAAACGCGUUUCAAGAAACGCUACUUGGAAUGUCGUCAACGCCGUACAUUACAAAACUGCAGGAACAGAGUUUCCUAAACGCAUCGCAGUUCGAAUCGUAUAAUGCAUAUCUCCAAAUGUAGCACAAGAUGAAGAUCUGGAGUUACGAGUUGUUAAUUAUUUAAUAAAAUGUUCCUCUUUUGUUUUUA